GUUAGUACACAAAAUCUACUUGGAGAUGCUCUCGCAGUACAAUUCAAUGCUGGGUAAUCGAACAGCCGGUGGCGUCGUGUUUGACAGCCGUCAGACGGUUGCCCAUUUUUAUCUCCGCAUAGAUUCUCCGUUCACGCGGAUCGCCUUCAUCUCGCUCCCUCUCUUCUCCCCGCCCAAAACCCUACCAACUCCUACUCUCCAUCCACGCCAUGGCGCCGCCGGGCUCGCCCGCUCCCUUCACCGUCGGCGGGCCGAUGCUGAACAUGAUAUUCCAAGCGGCGUCCGACGGAGAUCUCCACCUCUUCAAGAGGCUGGUGACGAUGCUGGACAUGGGCAGGGGCCGCCUCAAGGAGACGGUGGAGGCGCUGAGGGUGGAGGAUGCCGGGUUGCUUCAGGGUCUCGGGGCGCUGCACGUCGCCACUAACCGAGGGAGGAUGGAGGUUUGCAGGUACCUGGUCGGGGACCUGCAGGUUGAUGUGAACGCCGUCGACAAGGGAGGUAGAACACCUCUGUUUUUUGCGAUAUCUUGUAAGGGUGUGGGUAUUGCCAAAUAUCUUCUUGAUCAUGGUGCCGAUCCAAACAAAAGCUGCCACAAUGGGCUUUCCCCUUUACAUGAAGCCACUACAUCAGGAGAUUGUGAAACUGUUAAACUAUUGCUUGCUAAAGGAGCCUAUAUUGACCCGGUAGCCUUUUGUGGGACACCACUUCAUUGCGCCGCUACUCAAGGGCAUGAUGGCAUUUUGAAGAUUUUGCUGGACCACAAUGCAGAUCGCAAUAAAGAGGUAAAUGGCAAGACGCCUCUCAUUGCAGCUAUAGAUGCUGACUCAAGGAACUGCAUGCUUCUCCUGAUUAGGGCUGGUGCUGAUGCCAAGGGAGCUUUAACCUAUGCUGUGGAGAAUCUCCAUUCUCAAAAACUCGUUUCAACUGACUUCGUCAAUUGCAUUAAGGAGGAUGCUGCUGCCGACCGUGUUCUUCCAGAUGAUGACGAGCCUGUGUCUAAAAACAAAACUAGAGUGGCAGGGUUUAAGAAACUUGCGAACAACUCUUUCAAGAAGGAGGAUUAUUUUUCUGCAGCAGGAUCCUACAGUGUGGCAACAGCUAUGAAGAGAAAAGCAGGGCCAAACACCAUUAAGAUUAAUGCUUUUUUUAAACUGGUUGCUUCAAGUUCUCAACCUACUGAAAGAUUAAUCGCUGCUCCAGCAAGCCUUACUCAUUCAGGAUUAAUCGACUAUGCCGAGUCUCUUCUCAGUCAUGUGGUAGAUUUCCUAUCUCAUUGUCAGUGCCCACAAAUUCCAAAUAUUUGCCUCGUUGGUUGUAGGCAAUGAUGCUUGAUCCAGAUGAUGCGACCAUGUACUCAAACAGGAGCCUUUGCUCGCUCCGCAUGGGUGACGGAGACAAGGCUUUGGUAGAUGCUAACGAAUGCAGAAAAAUGCGGCCUGAUUGGCCAACAGCCUGUUACCGGCAGGGCGCGGCUCUGAUGUUACUGAAGGAUUACAAGGGUGCUUGUGAAAGUUGCCUGGAUGGACUCAAGUUGGACCGAGCUAACACUGAGAUUGAGGAUGCAUUACGGAAAGCUUAUGAUGCCAUGCAAGAUGUCUCGAAGCACCAAGGCUGAGUAACUGUUUGCAGGGGGAAGGAGUUCUUUGUUUUCUUUAAAAGUGGGAAGACGUUCGGGAUCUGCUCUCUAGUCCCUGUAGUUGAGCGUUUCACCUUUUGCUUAUAGGCUUUGAAUUCCUGAACUCGUCUGAUGGGAAAUCAAGUAAACUACUGGCAUAAACAUCUGGGGGGUUUUAUUUGGUUUCCUAUCUUUUUGUGUCAUUCAUUCAGGCUGUCACAAGAUAGAUUAUUAUCUGUCCUGGAGCAUCUACAACCACACUUAGGCAAAUCGUCCCCUCAUAUGCCCUUCAAAUCCAUAUAAUCUCAUGCAACAUAGAUCAAACAAUGUACUUUAUAAUUCUUAUAGAGCAUAGAAUUAACGAGCUAUGGAGAAAGUUCAUCCA
Messenger RNA from Triticum aestivum (bread wheat), 2000 nucleotides. RefSeq names its product poly [ADP-ribose] polymerase tankyrase-2. The coding region runs from base 210 to 1325 and encodes 371 amino acids. The record is from RefSeq and is a predicted model, not a curated record. The transcript has 12 exons. Lineage: Eukaryota; Viridiplantae; Streptophyta; Magnoliopsida; Poales; Poaceae. Gene Ontology annotation, molecular function: protein binding.